Messenger RNA from Brachypodium distachyon (stiff brome), 1691 nucleotides. Its product is annotated as histidinol-phosphate aminotransferase, chloroplastic. Bases 87 to 1352 code for a protein of 421 amino acids. The record is from RefSeq and is a predicted model, not a curated record. NCBI's taxonomy places the organism in Eukaryota, Viridiplantae, Streptophyta, Magnoliopsida, Poales, Poaceae. Gene Ontology annotation, biological process: L-histidine biosynthetic process. The transcript has 9 exons. Gene Ontology annotation, molecular function: pyridoxal phosphate binding; L-histidinol-phosphate:2-oxoglutarate transaminase activity.
ACGCCACCUGUCUUUCCCCGUCCGGCCGUCCGUGGCACCAACUCCCAAAACGCUUCUCCCCAGCUGGUGUCGCCAUCGAUCCGUCGAUGGAUUGUGUCAUCCGAGCCCGCACCAGAAACCCGUCACCGGCCGUUCCCCGAUUUACGGGCGAGCGGCGGCGCCUCCGCCAGUCGGCGACGGUGUCCUUCCGGCCCAUGGCGUCGGCAGCUCCAGUGGAGGAGCCCGCCGCGGCGGCGGUGGCUGAGACGAAGCCGCGGCCGAGCGGCGACUCCUUCAUCCGGCACCACCUCAGGAGCCUCGCCCCCUACCAGCCCAUCUUGCCCUUCGAGGUGCUAUCUGCUCGGCUUGGGCGUAAACCAGAGGACAUAAUCAAGUUGGAUGCGAAUGAGAAUCCUUAUGGUCCACCGCCGGAGGUAGCCACAGCAUUAGGAAAUUUAAAAUUCCCUUAUGUGUACCCUGAUCCUGAAAGCCGUCACUUGCGUGCUUCCCUCGCUGAAGAUUCUGGCCUUGAACCUGAGUACAUACUUGUUGGUUGUGGUGCCGAUGAGCUAAUUGAUUUAAUUAUGAGAUGUGUACUUGAACCAGGUGACAAAAUUAUAGAUUGCCCUCCAACUUUUACCAUGUAUGAGUUUGACGCUUCUGUCAAUGCUGCACUUGUGAUCAAGGUUCCAAGACUUCCUGAUUUCUCCCUAGAUAUUGCACAAAUUGUCAAAAUGGUUGAACAGGAGAAGCCAAAAUGCAUAUUUCUGACAUCUCCAAACAACCCAGAUGGCAGUGUAAUCAAUGAUGAGGAUCUUUUAAAGAUCCUUGACCUUCCGGUACUUGUAGUGCUAGACGAAGCAUAUGUUGAAUUUUCAAGCCUAAAAUCAAGGAUGACAUGGGUUAAGAAGCAUGAUAAUUUGAUUGUCCUCCGAACAUUUAGCAAACGAGCAGGUUUAGCUGGGCUUCGUGUGGGCUAUGGAGCAUUUCCUCUAAGCAUUAUUGAGUACUUAUGGCGGGCCAAGCAGCCCUAUAAUGUUUCUGUGGCAGCAGAAGUUUCCGCAUGUGCUGCCUUGCAAAACCCCACCUAUUUGGAGAGCGUGAAGAAUCUGCUACUACAGGAGAGGGAGAGGUUGUAUAAUCUUCUCAAAGGAGUACCUUUCCUGAAGCCAUUUCCCAGUCAUGCAAACUUCAUUAUCUGUGAAGUCACAUCAGGAAAAGAUGCAAAGAAAAUAAAGGAAGACCUUGCGAAGAUGGGAGUGAUGAUCCGCCACUAUGACAAAAAGGAACUGAAGGGGUAUAUUCGUAUUUCAGUUGGAAAGCCCGAGCACACUGAUGCACUAAUGGAAGGACUCAAGGCACUUGAACUAUGAGAACUCGCUUCGAUGGAAACACUGAAGAACUUCACGAGUACCUGCGUGCCCAUUGCUAGGCUUGUGUACAGUAGGUGCGGUCUAUCAGGUAGAGAUUAGCUUCCAAAAAAAGAAGUAGAGAUUGCUUCAAUCCAAAUCAGUAAGAUUCCAAACCAACUAGGAUCAAUUAGUUUCCAAUAAAACGUCUACUCUUAAGUACUUACUGCUGACUUUUUGGCCAUACAAUUUUAGCAAAGUUAUUGUUCAGAGAAAGACUGUCGUAGAAGUUGAUUUCCUUGUUGGUGUUAAGUCUUUGUGAUUCGUUAUGCAUAGUAAGUAGUACUAACUUGUUUGGUUGCC